AUGCCGGGCCCGGACCCCGCCAAGAUCUUCAAGGUCUUCGGUGGUUAUGGCGUGUUCAUGAACGAGAUGUGGCCACAAGCCCUUUCCGCGUUGUCUCAGCAGGAGCGGGAGAGGAUGAGCGAUGGAGACCUGACGUUGAGGUUGAAGUCGCAGUGGGAGAAGCUGUCAGGUGCUGAACGGCAUGCCUACCAGCUGCGGGUCCCUCCUGGUGCGGUGGUGGAACUGGCAGGUGUCCCCGCCGAGGUUCCGUACAGCCAGACGCGGCCCGACGAGGAAGCCUCCGAGGACGAGUCGGAGGCCAUCCAAAGGCUGGACGUCUCCCAGCGUGAGUUCCAUGCGCUCCAGUCGCAGGUGGGUGACAAGGACUCCUCCAUCGAAUUGUUACAGUCCCAACUGCAAGACUCCAAGGAGUUGGUCCGAAUCUACCGCUUGCGUGGUGACGAUCUGGAAACAGACCUCAAGGCUUCGCAGCAGCGCGUCACUGAAUCUCAAGAUCGCGAGUAUUUGCACAAAGUGGAAUGCGACAGGCUUAAGGAAAAGUUGGCAAAGGAGCAGGCAGUGGUUUCCGACCUUUCCGAGAAAGUUGAGUUAAUGUCAUCACAGAUACAAGAAAGCCAAGCUGCGUACCUAAGUGCGGUCCAGAGAGAGGAGGUGCUCAAGGAGCAAGUAAACAAGUUCGAGGAGAAGCUGCAGGAUGCCACGGAACGUGGCGACGUUCUGGAGAAAGGCUUGAAACACGUAGAAGGAGAACGUGAGGUCUACAAGGGACAAACUCACGUUCUGCGAGAAGACCUCCUCGAUAAGCAGACAAAGCUCCGCAGUACGAACAAGGACCUUACCAUGACCGCAGUUGACCUCGAGAGUCUCAAGGAAUCCCAUGAAGGAAUGGCAGAGGAUCUUAAGAAGUCGAAGAAGCAAUAUGCCGAAGCGGCCCUUCGUGUAGAAAGCCUUGAAAAGGAGUGUCAAGAGGCUAAAGCCCAGUUGGAGAUCAAGGAGAGGCAAGCUGCGAGGCUCGAAGUGGUUGUGGAGGAGCUGAAUGUGAAGCUUGAGGAUGCAAUCCUGGAGUACACCGAGGAAAGGAAGCAAGCGAAGGAUUAUGCAGAGAAGCUCCACAGCAAAGACUCCCAGGUCAAGAAGAUAGCAACAGAGGCGACCUUCUCCAAGGAUUCAGUUCAGCGGCUCUGCAGUGACAUCAAGCAGUUCCAGGACAGAGAAGCACAGCUCAAAGAGCAGAUAAGGAGUCUAGAAGGUGAAAUCGAGAAGUGGAAGCAGCGACUUGAAGAGUCUCAGGGGGAGGUCUCCGAGUUGAAGGAUGUCAACUGGCGAAUCGCAGAGGACCUGCAGAAGUCCAAAGUGAGCCUCAGAGAGGUGGAGGCCAUGGUCAAGAAAACGACCACCGAGCUCAAAUCUGGGAAAGGUCGCAUGGUGGAAGCGGAGGCAAGGAACAUCGAGUUAAGCGCAAAUGUGGCGAAGCUGAUGGAGGCCUUGGUGCAGGCCGAGGCACGAGAGAAGGAGGCUUUAGAGCUGCUUGCCGAAGGCAAAGGACCGGAGAAGGAACGAAAGAAGAAGAAGAAUAUGCAAAGGUCACGGACGACUGCCAGCGAGCUGAUGGCUGGCAGAUGA
This is a messenger RNA of Symbiodinium sp. CCMP2456, 1623 nucleotides long. NCBI's taxonomy places the organism in Eukaryota, Dinophyceae, Suessiales, Symbiodiniaceae. The record is from the annotation of a GenBank genome assembly.